Molecule: messenger RNA, 599 nt
Organism: Closterium sp. NIES-67
Lineage: Eukaryota; Viridiplantae; Streptophyta; Zygnematophyceae; Desmidiales; Closteriaceae
Source: the annotation of a GenBank genome assembly
GCCGAACAUGGCUGACGACGUGCACAAGUACGUGUCCUCCUGCACCGCAUGCCAGAUCAUGAAAUCCUCUCAUCAGCAAGCAGCCGGACUACUACAGCCGUUGGAUCCGCCCGAGCGACCCUGGCAACACAUCACGAUGGACUACGUGACAGUAGUGCCAGCCAGCGUCCCAGCAGAAACGACGCCAUCCUCGUGGUCGUUGACCGACUUCCGAAAAUGGCGCACUUCAUCGCUUGCCAACAGACAAUUACAGCCGAGCAAACUGCUCAACUGUUCAUCGCCAACGUCAUCCGACUGCACGGACUGCCUACCGCAAUUAUUUCAGACCGAGACCCGAAAUUCACAUCGAAUUUCUGGCGCCACCUGUGGGACCAGUCCGGCACCAAACUACAGUUUUCCUCUGCCUACCACCCAUAGACCGACAGGCAGACCGAACGAGUCAACCAAACAAUGGAGCAACUCAUUCGAACUACCUGUACUGACCCACAGACAUGGGAGAAAUCCCUUCCGCUGCUGGAAUUCGCGUACAAUAACGCGCCCUCCGCCACAACCCACCAGUCCCCAUUCUUCCUAAACCACGUACAUGACCCAGUGGUCCC